This is a messenger RNA of Cryptococcus wingfieldii CBS 7118, 1329 nucleotides long. Its product is annotated as pyruvate dehydrogenase kinase. Gene Ontology annotation, biological process: protein phosphorylation; regulation of glucose metabolic process. Gene Ontology annotation, cellular component: mitochondrion. Gene Ontology annotation, molecular function: pyruvate dehydrogenase (acetyl-transferring) kinase activity. Bases 1 to 1329 code for a protein of 442 amino acids. NCBI's taxonomy places the organism in Eukaryota, Fungi, Basidiomycota, Tremellomycetes, Tremellales, Cryptococcaceae. The transcript has 10 exons. The record is from RefSeq and is a predicted model, not a curated record.
AUGGCCAAGUUCAAGAUUUCACCGGCCUUAUGGGACAAGAUAUAUCACUUUGCGUCAUUCCCCCAGGCUGGUGUGUCCCUCCAACAAAUGAUCCUCUUUGGCCAAAAUCCCUCGCAAGGGACGCUCCUCAAAGCCUCCCAAUUCCUCUCCGAAGAACUACCCAUCCGCCUAUCACAUCGGGUCGUGGAGCUUGAAGGUCUGCCGGAUGGUCUUAGCCAUGUGCCGAGUAUCAAUACUGUCAAGGAGUGGUAUGCGCAGAGUUUCGAGGAGCUCAUCUCCUUCCCAAGACCCAAGCUGAAUGGCGAGCUUGAAGAGAUACUAAGAAUACCCCCCGCCCCAAUGUUAAACUUUCCCCCUGCCACCCCCAACCCCUCUCUCGACCCUCUCAUGCGUGAAGGACCAGUAGGAUCAGGAUUCGUAUCAGAAAAGCAUCUGGGGACGGGCGGACUUGGGAAACGGCUGAGAAUACCGAUCGAAAGAAGAUACUUUUCACCCCCUCCAACCACCAUCAUAUACCCCCCCGAAGUCCACGAAUACAACGAAAAUUUUACACAUCUCCUGCAAGACAUCAAGCAUCGUCACGACCCGACGGUCACGACUGUCGCGCAAGGAGUUUUAGAGUGGAAGAGGCUGAAGAGGGCGAACGCUAUUGGGACGCCUAUACAGGAGUUUUUGGAUAGAUUUUACAUGAGCAGGAUUGGGAUCCGGUUCUUGCUUGGUCAACAUAUCGCUCUCAAUACGCUACCUCCCCAUCCAGACUACGUCGGCAUCAUCUGUACCAAAGCCAACGUCCACGACAUCUGCCAAGAAGCGAUCGACAACGCCCGCUACGUCUGCGAAGAACACUACUCCCUCUUCAAAUCCCCCUCCAUCCAACUCGUCUGCCCCCCCUCCCUCACAUUCCCCUACAUCCCCGGCCACCUCUCCCACAUCUGCUUUGAACUCUUAAAAAACUCUCUUCGCGCUAUCGUCGAGAGAUUCGGGAGGGACAAUGAUGAGCUGUACCCCCCGAUCAAGGUGGUGGUGGUGGAGGGGAGGGAGGAUAUUACGAUCAAGAUUUCGGAUGAGGGUGGGGGAAUACCGAGGAGUGCGCUGCCGCAGAUCUGGACGUAUCUCUAUACGACAAUGAGCGACGAAGGGCUAGAAGAUCACUUGCAAAUGUCAGAGUUCAAGGCGCCCAUGGCUGGCUUUGGGUACGGACUCCCCUUGUCAAGACUUUACGCUCGAUUCUUUGGAGGUGAUCUGAGGAUCGUGUCGAUGGAUGGUUAUGGCACGGACGUUUACAUCUCGCUCAACAAAUUGUCUUCGAGUCGCGAACCGCUCCAAUAA